Molecule: messenger RNA, 1655 nt
Organism: Salvelinus fontinalis (brook trout)
Lineage: Eukaryota; Metazoa; Chordata; Actinopteri; Salmoniformes; Salmonidae
Product: sphingosine 1-phosphate receptor 1-like
Exons: 3
Coding region: 410-1645 (411 amino acids)
Biological process (GO): G protein-coupled receptor signaling pathway
Cellular component (GO): membrane
Molecular function (GO): sphingosine-1-phosphate receptor activity
Source: RefSeq, a predicted model, not a curated record
CUUGCUUGUCAGUUCUCUUUUGUGCGGUGGUUAGUGUGGAUUCUCUUCAGCGCAUUGAUAAUAUCUCUCCACAUAAUAAUCAAGGAGUUGGACAAUAAGCGGCUCAGUCAAGACCCCUCCAAACAGAGCACACGAGCACCCCCUAGUGGCAGUGACAAGCAUAACACCUGUGAUCAGAUACGUGGGGAAAUAGAACCUGGCCCAGGUGCAACGAACAUCUUCUUGUCUAUUGGAUUAUUGUUCUGUCAUUCUAUGGAGCGAAACUCACAGAGAGCCCCCAUACCAACUGGUAUUGAUCGGUAACUGAAGCAUGACACGUUCAACGAUGCGUUAAUUAAUAACUAGAAUAAGGUAUUAAAGAGUCAACCAAAGAGUUCACUAAAGAAGGCUUAACCAACUGUAGAGAAGCAUGGAGAUGGAAGCCUCCCGUGCUGCCUACGCUGGGGCCUUCCCCACUGAAUCUAUAGACUCUCUACCCAUCAACACCUCCUCUCCAAGCCUGCUCCAAUUCUUCUGGGAUUACCAGAACAAUGACGUCAUUGUGACCCACUACAACUACACAGGCAAGCUCCAGACAGACCGGUAUCGUGAGGGGUUAAAACCUGAAGCCAUAGCCUUCCUGGUAGUGUGUCUUCUUAUCAUCCUGGAGAAUGCUGUGGUUCUAAUAGCCAUCUGGACCAAUAAGAAGUUCCACCUGCCCAUGUACUAUCUCCUAGGUAACCUGACUCUGUCGGACCUGCUGGCCGGUGUCACCUACAUGGCCAACAUCAUCAUGUCUGGUCCUAAUACACUGAGACUAACUCCAAUACUCUGGUUUCUGAGGGAAGGAGGCGUCUUUAUCACAUUAGCCGCCUCCGUCAUCAGCCUAUUGGCCAUCGCUAUAGAACGCCACGUUACCAUGGUGACAAUGAAACCAUACCACGGGGCAAAGAAGGGUCGGAUGCUGGCUCUGAUCGGGGGGAGCUGGGCGUUAGCAGGGCUGCUGGGGGUGCUCCCCGUCCUGGGCUGGAACUGUAUGGGUCGUCUGGACCGCUGUUCCACGGUUCUCCCGCUCUACGCCAAGUCUUACAUCCUGUGCUGCGUGUCCGUGUUCAGCGGCGUGCUCCUCGCCAUCGUCGUUCUCUACGCCCGCGUCUUCCGUAUCGUGCGCACUAACACCCAGCGCCAACGCCUCGGAGGAGCAAAGGGAAGUCUUCGCAAAGGCCUCGCCAGGAAAUCCCAGAAGUACAUGGCGCUCCUCAAGACAGUCACUAUUGUACUCGGCGUCUUCAUCGCUUGUUGGUUGCCGCUCUUCCUCCUCCUCGGCCUAGACUCAUUCUGCCCUGCCCGCCGCUGCCGACUGCUCCUCAAGGCGGACUACUUCCUGGGCGUUGCCAUGGUGAACUCGCUCCUCAACCCCAUAAUAUACACCCUGACCAGCAAAGACAUGCGUCGCGCUAUUCUAAAACUGCUCUGCCGCCCGUGUCUCAUGACCAAGGACGGGCGGGUGAAGAGGAUGGGGAUGCCGUUCCUGGAGUGUAGCUUCAGUAAGACGGAGGUGGCAGCGCAGAAGCUGGAAGGCCUGGAGACGACGAUCUCCUCUGGGAACAUCAUCACGGCUCAGUCACCCAUAAAGACUCUCUACCCCAAGCUCUUCAAGGUCUAACGAGCCUAAA